This is a messenger RNA of Penicillium odoratum, 3942 nucleotides long. Its product is annotated as hybrid sensor histidine kinase/response regulator. Bases 1 to 3942 code for a protein of 1313 amino acids. The record is from RefSeq and is a predicted model, not a curated record. Gene Ontology annotation, molecular function: phosphorelay sensor kinase activity; protein binding. Gene Ontology annotation, biological process: phosphorelay signal transduction system; phosphorylation. Lineage: Eukaryota; Fungi; Ascomycota; Eurotiomycetes; Eurotiales; Aspergillaceae. The transcript is spliced from 2 exons.
AUGGACACACACGGUCCCUGUGCGACACGGUACCGCCUGGCCCAAGAGCGGGAAUUCCACAAAUAUAUUUCAAGCGAUGAUUUCGCAUCCCACUAUGCCCCUUGGGAUCAUGCCAGCAACGAGAAAUUCGUCCCACAGCCAUCGAACGACCCUGCGUUGACAUCGUACGCUCAGCUGUCUGCCACUCGUUUGGGCACCGAGCGCGCCCUCAUUUCCUUGUUCGAUCGCACACACCAGCAUGUACUGGCAGAGGCAACUCCGACAUUGAGUCUCAAGGGUGGACACUUCCAGAACAAUGUAGAGAGGUUAAAACUGGGAUGCUGCGUAUUUCCUAAGGAGCGGGGCCUUUGUCACCAUGUCGAGUCUCAAGCGUCAGAAAGUUCGGAGAAGGAGAAUGCAGCUACCGACAAUUGCACUCUAGUGUCUUUGGACAUUACCAAGGACGAUCGUUUCAAGUCAUGCCAACUACUUGCUCCACUUUCCGACGUGCGUUUCUUUGCGGCAGUGCCCAUUUUGAGUCCAAGAAAAUACAGAAUUGGAGUCUUAUGCGUGAUGGACAGCCAAGCGAGGUCAUCUACUCCCGACAUCGAUUCUCUUCAAUUCCUGAAAGAUAUGGCUGCGACCGUCAUGGAUCACUUGCAAAUGAAGGAAAUUAAACGUCGAAGCCAUCGCGCUGAAAGGAUGAUAGUUGGUCUCGGCAGUUUUGUGGAAGGUCGGUCUACUCUUCGAGAUUCAUGGUGGCAGACCAAGGUGCAACGCGACGAAUCGAAGAAGAAGAGCCAUUCCACUGGUCAGUUGAAAACGGAGCUGCAGGAUAUCCAACCCCUGAAAGAAACCGCAGAAGCGGGCUCGAAAAGUCUACCCAUUCGGGAGCCGCCAAAGAUGACCAGCGAUACUAAGGACGACGGUGAUGUUAAGGACACAAACGGUACCCCGAAAGACCAGAAUGAUUCCCCCCAGCCACCCAAAUCGGCCAGUCCCAGCGAUCUGCCAUCGGGGAGUCACCAGGGAACACCCAGACAGGAAACUAUAAACGAGUUUUCUCAAAAGGGUAGUUCGGUACGCAGCGUGCGUGCAGGAGAUAGUCUAAAAGACGAAACUCUCCCUAAUAGCAUUCGAAGUAUCUUCUCGCGUGCUGCUAAUCUUAUCCGAGAGUCAAUCGGGGCGGAGGGGGUGAUGUUUCUGGAUGCAAACAGCGAGCGCUUUGGGAAUCUCGUCGAUCAAAAUAGUCGUCGGGUCUCUGCUCCUCAUUUGAAACAUUCUACGUCCGCGUCCACAUCCAUGUCCAGCUCAGAUGACAGCACGGAUUCCGGGUCGUCGAGAAAACGAAGACCAUCCGACGCGAGCCAAAUAUCUGAUUCAGAUGAGCACCCGGUGACCUCUGAAUGUUUAGGAUUCUCCAGCUCUGGGAUGUCAAAUGGCAACGAUGAGGACCGAGCUGGUCAACCCAUUGUGGUUCCUGAGCCUCUGUUCAGCUCACUUAUCCGGAGGUAUCCCCGUGGGAAGAUCUUCACCUAUAAUGCGGGUGGAACCCUUUCAGACAGUGAUGACGCCAAUCAGAACUUCUAUGGGUCGGACGGAAGCCGUACCUCCCAAACUUCUGCUCCUGAUAAACCGGGUAAACGGAGGCGCAAACCAGCUAUCCAGCGAGAUGCCGACGAUCUGAUUAAUAUAUUCCGCGGAGCUAGGAACAUUCUUCUACUGCCUAUAUGGGACUCGGACAGACAACGAUGGUUCGCAGGGGCCCUGGUCUGGACGAACGAACCGCACAGGAUUUUUACCUUCGAGGAUGAGCUUGUCUAUAUCUCUGCGUUUACAAAUAGUAUCAUGACGGAAAUUCGCCGAGUCGAUGUGGAGGUGGCAGAGAAAGCAAAAACCAACCUAGUCAGCAGCAUCACUCAUGAGCUUCGAAACCCCUUGCAUGGAAUUUUGGGAACGGCAGAUAUACUAAGUGACACUGCCAUGAAUGCACUGCAGCAUGGAAUGGUUCACACGAUCGAAUCUUGCGGCCGUACCUUAUUGGACACAAUCAACAACUUGUUGGACUUUACCUUCAUUGAUCAAUAUAGGAAAGGGAGCACUUCUCGGCGCAAGGGGGGAAAAUCACGAUCGCAAUAUAAAUCCUCCCGGGAAAUGUCUUCAUAUACCCGUGUGUCGUUGGACUCUAUCUUGGAAGAGGUUACAGAGUGUGUGUUCGCCGGAUAUUGCUUCUACAACCACCCUCAGGCACCCCCUCCAGCCCUUACAGAGUCGUCAUCACGCACGGGCGGUCAACCCGAGAAGGCAGACCCUGUUGGUCCCCGAGCGAGUCAAGUCACUGUCAUUUUCGACAUCGAACCGGAUACCGAAUGGGUCUUUUAUACGCAUGCCGGUGCCUGGAGACGUAUUCUCAUGAACAUUUUCGGGAAUGCGCUAAAGUACACAUCUUCAGGAUACAUCUAUCUCGGGCUGAAAUCAGCUCAAAGUGGCAUUGAGUCGAACAUGUCAUCUAAAAAUCUCAGAGGCGAAUUUGAGGUCACACUCACCGUGAAGGAUACUGGAAAGGGCAUUGGAGCAAAAUAUUUGCAAAAUGGUGUUUUCAGUCCCUUCUCGCAGGAGGACCCACUUGCAUCUGGCAGCGGAUUGGGAUUGAGUAUUGUCCAUCAGGCCGUUGGACUCCUCGGUGGCUCGAUCGAGAUUGAAUCUACACCGGGUGUUGGCACUCAACUAACAAUCCAUACACCCCUCAUGAGGCCACCCGCCGAAUCAGAGGCUUCUUCUUCGUCAUCUUCCAUGUUCCAUUCACUGAGACAACACACGGAAGACAAGACAAUUGCAUUCUUAGGAUUUGGACAGCACUUACGUUCACAAAGAGACACAGCCUUGUAUUCUUCAUUGGAAAGAAUGUGUCAUGAAUGGUUUGGUCUGCAAGUGACCAAAAUAUCGCCAUUGGAAGGCAAGCAUAGUCCAUACAAUUUCUACUUGGCCGUGCAGACAGAACUGGACAGUGAAGAUGUUGGGGGAAGAAAUCUGUUUGGUCUCCCUGAGCACCUUAACAAAGACGGCGAAUGGACAUCGCCUGUUGUCGUCAUCUGUCAAUCUCCCGAGGAAGCCCACGGUAUGUUUGUGGCUGCCAAGAACCGGGGCGACACGACUUUCUUCGAGUUCGUGAGCCAGCCUUGUGGGCCUCGAAAAUUGGCUCGCGCACUGGAUAUGUGUAUCAAGCGGCAGCGUGAUAAAGAGUCUGGUCGACGGGACAGUGAUGAGCCUACUCGCUGGGUGGAAAUGCCCGAGUCCUCUCACCUGCCGCUGGAUCUCGGGCCCGCUGAUCCUCCGGAUGAUAGGAUGAAAAUCAGCAAGCGGCCAACGACAGAAACUAUGAGCAACGACAAAGAUAGACAAGAAAUGGAAGCCUCUUCAAAGAAACCUCCCGUGAUAGAGGAAGAGAAUACCACACAGCCAACAACGUCUUCAGCGCAUGGUGAAGGGGAACCACGCGAACCCGACCCAACGGUCUUACUUGUUGAUGACAAUGAUCUCAAUCUUCAACUACUUUGUGCCUACACCCAAAAGGCCGGCCUUAAAUAUAUGACAGCUCAAAAUGGCGUCGAUGCAGUCGAGAUUUACAAGGCUCAUCCUGGCAAGUUUCAGGUUGUCAUCAUCGGUAGGAUCUCAAUGCUUCAUCUCAAUCCGACUUCCCUCCGUACUAACAUUGAUACAGAUAUCUCUAUGCCACUCAUGGAUGGCUUUGAAGCAUCACGGCAAAUGCGCCGCUUGGAGAAAGAGCACCGUGCACAAUUUUCCAACUCUGAAAAUGCACCCCCACGCACUAUCAUAGCUGCUCUGACUGGACUUGAUAGCGCCGAGGCUCAGAAAGAAGCUUUGGGCUCCGGCAUUGACACCUUCCUCGUCAAACCCAUCAAGCGACCUCAAGUGCAGGCUAUCUUGCGGCGACAAGUAUAG